GUGUUUUUAUUUACUGAUGCGCACGCGCCGUUUAGUGUGAAACACCUCCGGGAUUCCGUAGAAAAGCAAAGGUCUCCUCUUGGAUGAGAAUGUCAUAUCUGAGACUGGUGUCGCUGUGCGCCGCAGCUCCCGGUGUGACGCUGCUGCCGGCGGCCGGAGAGCCGAAGAAGAAGAGCUGCCAGCCCGCCCUGAGCAUCGAUGAGCUGCCGUCUCUGUACUGCGUCCCGGAGGCGGAGCCUCGGCAGGCGGAGCCGGCGCCCGGAGCGCUGGAGCAGAGCGUCGCCUCGCUGAGGGAGCUGCUGCAGCCGUAUACGGACCGGUACCAGCAAAUCAGCCGAGCUGCAGUGGAGAAAGUCGAGAAAGUCUACAAGACCGUGGAGCCCACUGUCAGCAGCUCCAUAGCAACCGUCACCGAGGCGUACGAGUUCCUCAGUGACCCCCCUCCCGACCUUUACCCCAGUGUGGCGGUGGUGGGCUUCUCCGGCUUCCUGGGGCUCUACGUGGCCAAAGGCUCCAGGGUGAAGCAGCUGCUGUUUCCUGUUGGACUCAUGGCGCUGACGGCGUCCAUGUUUUACCCUCAGCAGGCCGCGGCGCUACUGAAGGUGAGUCGGGAUUCGGGAUACACCUGGGCUCAGCAGGGCCGCGUUACCAUGGAGACGCUUUGGAAAGAGCCUCCGUUUGGUAAAAAGAAGAAGAAAGAGCAAACAAAGAAAAACGACACAAGCGACAGCUGAGACGACAAGAAGACUCACACACACUCACACACACACACGUGAAAAUUAAUGUAUUUUUGUUGAAGCUUCACAGACAUCUUCACUAAACUCAUAAAUACAUGAUCAUAAGUCUGAGUAAAUAAUUAAAAACACUUUUAUAAUGAACUCAGAUUCUUGAUGGUUCCAGUUUCCCAAAUGUGAGAAUUUAUUCUUUAUUAUUAUAAUAAACUAAAAGUAUUAGUGUUGCUAAAUAUUUGAUUUACAAAAUGUCACCUUUAGAUGUUUUUUAUUUUCUGUCCUUUUGUGGACCAAACCAAAAUAAUCAAUAAAAAUAAGUUAUUUAAAAGAUCUCUAGUUCUAAAUAAGUUUUUUUUGUCUUGUUUGUAAGAAUAAUUUCUUGACUUGACCGGUUUCUAAGGAUUAAAGUUGUUUGAUUAUUUUGUUAUUUACAUGUUCUGAAGAUAGUUGUGUAUUUGGGGAAGUACUUAUUUUCUUACUUAGGAUGAAUAAAUAAACAGUAAAGUGACAGCUGCUUAGCUUAGCAUAACGGAACUUUACCCAGCUAGUGGCUUCUAGUAAUUAUGCUAAGCUAACUAGCAGCUGCUUCAUUCUCACUGUAAAGCUGAGUUAAUAAGUAUUUUAUUCACCCUUGUGCACAAUGUGAGGUCACAUGAUACAGCUGCAGUGAUCUUAUUGGUGGUUUCAAUGAUUGCUCCCUGCAUGAAUAAAGUCAAAUGAACACUAAAU
Molecule: messenger RNA, 1460 nt
Organism: Pungitius pungitius (ninespine stickleback)
Lineage: Eukaryota; Metazoa; Chordata; Actinopteri; Perciformes; Gasterosteidae
Gene: apoob
Product: apolipoprotein O, b
Exons: 9
Coding region: 84-734 (216 amino acids)
Biological process (GO): cristae formation
Cellular component (GO): MICOS complex
Source: RefSeq, a predicted model, not a curated record